Dromiciops gliroides (monito del monte) is the source of this 959-nucleotide messenger RNA. It is a transcript of the gene ARPP19, whose product is annotated as cAMP regulated phosphoprotein 19. Bases 213 to 554 code for a protein of 113 amino acids. Gene Ontology annotation, cellular component: cytoplasm. NCBI's taxonomy places the organism in Eukaryota, Metazoa, Chordata, Mammalia, Microbiotheria, Microbiotheriidae. The record is from RefSeq and is a predicted model, not a curated record. The transcript is spliced from 3 exons. Gene Ontology annotation, molecular function: protein phosphatase inhibitor activity.
CGGCGGCCAUUUUCGGAGGGAGGAGACUACCGCGACGGCUGUGGACGCUCAGAGAGAGCGGGCUGGAGGGCGGGAGCAGGAGCCUGAGGGGACUGAACGCGGCGCGGGCGGUGGCUGCUGCGGAACGUUGUUGGCGGCUGGAGGGCUACCUCUUCCCUGCUCUUUUGCGUCUCCUUUCCCCCAGUGUCCUCCCAAUCGACUGAAGGGGCGCAAUGUCCGCGGAGAUCCCAGAGGCGGCCUCGGCUGAGGAGCAAAAGGAAAUGGAAGAUAAAGUAACGAGUCCAGAGAAAGCAGAAGAAGCAAAAUUAAAAGCAAGGUAUCCUCAUCUGGGACAAAAGCCUGGGGGUUCAGAUUUCUUGAGGAAGCGACUGCAGAAAGGACAAAAAUAUUUUGACUCUGGGGAUUACAACAUGGCUAAAGCAAAGAUGAAGAACAAGCAGCUUCCUACUGCAGCAGCUCCUGACAAAACAGAGGUCACUGGUGACCACAUUCCUACUCCGCAGGAUCUUCCACAGCGGAAACCAUCCCUUGUUGCUAGCAAGCUGGCUGGCUGAUUAAAAGAGCUGAACUGCAUGAAAUUCCUCAUUCCUGUUAUUUCUCUCAAACAUGUUACUUCUUGGCUUUUUUUCCUUCCAUACACUAAGUCAUUGAGACUGACAGCUUUGCAGGUAGCGGUAGUGUAUGCUGCUAUUGUUAAGGGAGUAAACUUUUAAAAAUAAACUGUAGUACUUUGGACUAGUUGAACAAUGCACUGAUGAAAAGGACACAUGUUAGAGCAAUGUAAAGUAAUCUACUUGAAAAUAAAUGUAUAUAUUGCCUAUUCCUUAGUGUAGGACUGGUUCCAGCAAGUAACAAGCAAGUUUUACAGUUUAACUGUUUUGGCUUUCCUUAUUCCUCUUAAUUACAGCUUUAUAUGUUUGUGUUAUUUAAUAUAAUCUAUUGUGUUGCUUUUUUCUGUA